UGGGAACGGCAACCACGACGGUCACAGCAACGAUUGACUGUGACACUCCACCGAAUACAUAUUUUCGAGUGAACCAGUUGCCAUGGCCGCUAGCAAAAUGUGGAUUGCUGUUGUAGUGAUCGUCGUAGGAACUAUUUUAGCAACCGCUCAGGUGCAGAACAGAGGAAACAAGGUUUCAUCGAAAACAAACGCAGCUAUGGUACCCAUGCCCAAGAUCGGUGGUGGUGACGAAGGGCAAAACAAGGAGGGCCCCUGGCCCCAGUGUGUGGGAUGGACCGGUGAAAAAUGCAAAACGUGGAUCGAAAGUUUCGCCGAAGACUUGCGAGGCAACGUGUACAUCCUUCCGGAAGAUUCCAUGAUGACGAUGGAUUUUCGCACGGAUCGGGUCCGCAUUCUGGUCGACGGAAAUGACCUGGUUUCUCAAACUCCUUCGCGCGGUUAGACCAUUGAUCAUGAUACUCGGUGCGACGUGAUGGAACGCAAUGCCGCAAUCUUUGUAUGAGCAAACUAGAGGUGGACGAAGAAACGAACAUUGAGCAGUCCUACUAUGCAUGCUUAGGCUUUACCAGCAAACGAGAGAAACCCCUGGUGUAAAUUAUAGAGUCGGAGAAUUUUCGUUGACAA
Messenger RNA from Phaeodactylum tricornutum CCAP 1055/1, 624 nucleotides. RefSeq names its product proteinase inhibitor. NCBI's taxonomy places the organism in Eukaryota, Bacillariophyta, Bacillariophyceae, Surirellales, Neidiaceae. Gene Ontology annotation, molecular function: serine-type endopeptidase inhibitor activity. Gene Ontology annotation, biological process: response to wounding. Bases 83 to 442 code for a protein of 119 amino acids. The record is from RefSeq and is a predicted model, not a curated record. The transcript is spliced from 2 exons.